GGACCCAGGAACGGGUUGCAUUCGGGUGCGCAUGCGUGCUGUGCCGGGCGGCAGAGACUUGGAAGGCUUCUACUGGUGUCGGGGAAGGUGUUGCUAUGGCUGCUGCGCUUGCACCCCUAGGCGUAACUCUGCGAGAAGCCACCCAGCGAAAAUUGAGGAGGUUUUCAGAGCUGAGAGGCAAACCUGUGGCAGCUGGAGAAUUCUGGGACAUCGUUGCAAUAACAGCAGCUGAUGAAAAACAGGAGCUUGCUUAUAAGCAACAGCUGUCAGAAAAGCUGAAAAAAAAGGAGCUACCCCUUGGAGUUCAAUAUCAUGUUUUUGUUGAUCCUGCUGGAGUCAAAAUCGGAAAUGGAGGAUCCACACUUUGUGCCCUUCGAUGUUUGGAAAAGCUAUAUGGCAAUAAAUGGAAUUCUUUUACCGUCCUAUUAAUUCAUUCUGGUGGUUACAGCCAACGCCUUCCAAAUGCAAGUGCUCUGGGCAAAAUUUUCACUGCAUUACCUUUUGGUAACCCCAUUUAUCAGAUGUUGGAAUUAAAACUAGCCAUGUACAUUGAUUUCCCCUCACAUAUGAAUCCUGGGAUUCUGGUUACCUGUGCAGAUGAUAUUGAACUUUAUAGUAUCGGAGAAUGUGAGUUUAUUAGAUUUGACAAACCUGGCUUUACUGCUUUAGCUCAUCCUUCUAGUUUGACUGUUGGUACCACACAUGGAGUAUUUGUCUUAGAACCUUUUGAUGAAUUAGAAUAUAGAGACCUUGAAUACAGGUCUUGCCAUCGUUUCCUUCAUAAGCCCAGCAUAGAAAAGAUGCAUCAAUUUCAUGCUGUAUGUAGACCGGGAAAUAUUUCUCAACAGGACUUUGCUAGGGGUGAUACUCCUCUUAAGUUAGACUCUGAGUAUGUCUACACGGACAGCUUGUUUUAUAUGGAUCAUAAAUCAGCAAAAAAGUUACUUGCUUUUUAUGAGAAAAUAGGCACAUUGAACUGUGAAAUAGAUGCCUAUGGAGACUUUCUGCAAGCUUUGGGACCUGGAGCAACUGUGGAGUACACCAGAAACACAGCAAAUGUCACUAAAGAAGAAGCAGAGUUGAUAGAUAUUAGGCAGAGAAUAUUUCAUCUUCUUAAAGGAACCUCAUUAAAUGUUAUUGUUCUUAAUAACUCCAAAUUUUAUCACAUCGGAACAACCGAAGAAUAUUUGUUUCAUUUUACUUCAGAUAGCAAUUUGAAGUCAGAACUUGGCUUACAGUCCAUAGCUUUUAGCAUCUUUUCUGCAAUACCGGAAAGUUCUGGUAAUACAUCCUGUAUCAUUCAAAGUAUACUGGAUUCAAGGUGUUCUGUGGCAGCUGGCUCAGUUGUGGAGUAUUCCAGAUUGGGGCCUGAUGUUUCAGUUGGGGAAAACUGCAUUAUUAGUGGUUGUCAUAUCAUAACAGCAGCUGUUCUGCCUGCAUAUUCUUUUGUGUGUUCCUUAAGCUUGAAGAUGAAUGGACACUUAAAGUAUUCAACUAUGGCAUUUGGAGUGCAAGACAACUUGAAAAAGAAUGUUAAAACAUUGUCAGAUAUAAAGUUACUUCAAUUCUUUGGAGUCUGUUUCCUGUCAUGCUUAGAUAUUUGGAAUCUGGAAGUUACAGAGGAAAUGUUCUCUGGAAACAAGACAUGUUUGAGUUUGUGGAAUGCUCGUAUUUUCCCAGUUUGUUCUUCUUUAAGUGAUUCAGUUAUACUAUCCCUGAAAAUGUUAAAUGCUAUACAGAACAAAUCAGCAUUCAGCCUGAAUAACUAUAAACUGUUGUCCAUUGAAGAAAUGCUUGUCUACAAAGAUGUAGAAAACAUGAUAACUUAUAGGGAGCAAAUUUUUCUAGAAAUUACUUUAAAUACAAAAAAACAGUCUGAUUUAGAGACAUCUUAAAUAUCCUACACCUUGGCAUUCUUGAUUGAGCACGACUACAAAUAGAAGAGUUUUCUGUAGACUUUUGUUUUUUCAUUGAAGUGAAUCAAUGCAAAUUAUAUUAACAAUUACUGUAACAUAUUAAUAACACAAAAAUACGAAUUCUCCAUUUUUGAUAAAAGAAUAUUUUCAAGGCUGUAAGCUUAGAAAAGGUUUUUUUUUAUGUUUAGCACUAUUUUAAUUUUCUUUUUUAUUAAAGGUGGAUUUGUGGAGCAUAGCUGUGCUCAUAUAGUACUAUAGUAGUUUUGAGUAAUUUUCUAAACAUAUCUUUAGAGUUUUUCCAUCUUCCUUUUGGGCUUUCGUUUCAGUACAGUUCUAAGUGUUUAUUGGCAUUUCUAUCUUUGAGCAUAGUAGUCCUAUUCUGAUGAACUGAUAAAAAUGGCAUACUAUAGGAUCUUCAGAGCAUUGUAAGAAUACUGUAGAAAUACUUUUUUGGAAAGAAACCCAUUGCUCACAAAUUCAGAUAAAAUCAAUUAAAAUAUUGUGAUUAUGUAAUUAAUAAAUAAUUAGAUGCAAACAGCUUUGAAAUUGAUGAUGAAAAUCUGUCUCCUUUAUUGCUCUUACCAAAAUGAAACUAAAAGUGUAUAUGUGUUAUUUUACCUUAUAAAUUUGGAUAUGUGUUUCUAUAUAUAUAUAUUUUUUAAGAUUUUAUUUAUUUGACAGGGAGAGAGACAGCAAGAGGUGAAAUGCAAGAAUGGGAAGUGGGAGAGGGAGAAGCAGUUUUCCCACUGAGCCGGGCCGUGGUUGUAUCCCAGGAUCCUGGGAUCAUGACCUGAGCCAGAAGGCAGAGACUUAAUGACUGAGCCACCCAGGCAUGUGUUUCUGUAUCUCAAAAUUUUUCCUUAAAGUUCCAUCCAUACAAAAGCAUAUACAUGUACAAAACUCAAAUAUCUGUGUGGGGAAGGUGGUAGGAAUAAUUGGGGUUCAUUAAUAAAUGUACAAGUUCAUUUUGGACAUUACUUAUAUCCUUUUAUUAAUCCCUUUACUAGAACUAUUAAAUUACCAGAAGGACUGAUUUUACUCUCUAUUUCAUAUUUUUUGUCCUUGUACUGGUGAUGGUACUGAGAAGUAAUAAUUGGCCAAAGGUAGGCAGCAGGAAGGAGCCUGAAGAAGAGAAUUACAGAUGAUAAACAGCUCCAAGAAAUUAAAAUUUGGCUGGAAUCUCAAAUUAUGUGUCCCUCUUUUGCUGUAAGCAUGCAUGUGAAAUGUCUUUAUGUCAAAGUGUAAUAAUAAUUAGAGAAACUGUCAGUUUUGUGUUUUAACAUGGGUAAAUUGAAAUAUGAACUAGUCAGUGGUACUCUGAUUUAUAUAUUAAUAUUUCAAUAUAAAAAUACUUGAUAUGGCUUGCCUACAACCUUCAAUUAGUUUAUUUCUGUGUUUUGUUGUUGUUGUUGUUGUUGUUUUCUUUUAAGGUUCUUUCCAAGGAAAAACUAAAGAUAUAGCCAUGUUUUAGCAUUGACUGAUUUACUUGCAGAGCUUUCAGAAGAUACUAUGUGUCUGUCAUUGAGUGAAUGUUUAAUACUGUAUUUCACCUAAGUGCCAUUAAUUAUUAAGAGUUACCAUUAUUUUAUUCCACUAAAAAGAAAAAAAAAAACUAUCAAUAAAAUAUGGCACAAUGCUUUCUUUCAGAAUCAGACUCUUCUGAAACACUUUCCAACUCAGGAGUUGUUGAUAUCCAUGUGCUUCUACCCAGUAACAUCUUCCGUGUUAUCAAAGAUAUUGGUAAAGCUAUAUGUCCUAAGAGUGCCUGGUAAAGCUGUAUGUCCUAAGAGUGCCAUCACCACAUUGCUGUCUGGAUUGACUCAAAACUGUCAAGACCAGAUACCUGUUGUGUAAGUUUUGAUGUUGAUGGUUUACUAUUUAGCAAAAUUCAGCUUCAUUUUUGCCUUUGUGUAAUCACAUGCCUCUAGAAAAUAGUUGGCUUCUAUUCAAAGUCAAUGGGAGUUUUCUGACAAAUUGGUGGUCACUGUUUUAAUCAUCAUUCUGCACAAUGUAUGGAUUCUAGUUGCUCUGAAAUGUUAUCAGUUUUAAAGAAUUUGGCAUUUUCUCUUGC
Mustela lutreola (European mink) is the source of this 3987-nucleotide messenger RNA. RefSeq names its product fucose-1-phosphate guanylyltransferase (gene FPGT). The record is from RefSeq and is a predicted model, not a curated record. The coding region runs from base 96 to 1895 and encodes 599 amino acids. Gene Ontology annotation, molecular function: transferase activity, transferring phosphorus-containing groups. The transcript is spliced from 4 exons. Lineage: Eukaryota; Metazoa; Chordata; Mammalia; Carnivora; Mustelidae.